UUUGAAGUAGCUGUUCAAAAAUCUUUUGUGUUGGAUUGCUUUGUGUCACUUUCAAAGUUUUUUCUGAAAGCAAAGUUCAACGAAAAUGGACGAUGAUCUAUUUAUCAUCGGGACGGCAUCUUUUCUACUGAUGGCCGCGAUCUGCUUAAAACGUAGGAAAAAUAAGCGACGUUGUUGGGUCAAUCCAUAUUUGAAAGGACGUGAUUUUCGCGGACGGUAUAAUGAUUUUGCUGACAUAAAAAGCUUCCCACCAAGUUUUCGUGAAAAUUUUCACAUGACCAACCAACAUUUCGAUGACAUUUUCAAUAAGAUUGAGCAGCAUUUGCAACCGGCUAGAUACGUUAGACAAGACAUAAUACCACCGAGAGCAAAAUUGGCAAUGGUGUUAGAAUAUUUGGCAUGUGGCUCGUUACAAAGACAUAUCGCAUCUAACUAUCGUGUCAGCAAGCAAGCCUUUGGUAAAAUAGUUGAUCAAGUCUGUACUUCCAUAUGUAUGGAAAUGGGCAAUGAAAUGCCAAAACUGAAUAAGGAACAAUGGCUACAAAUUUCGAAUACAUUCAAUUGCAAAUGGGAUUUUCCGAACUGUGUUGGCGCUAUUGACGGGAAGCACAUCGCAAUAAAGUGUCCACCGAACGCUGGAAAUUCCACAGCAUUGUAUUGAUGGCCGUCGCUGAUGCAGAGUAUAAGUUCUUAUACAUCGAUGUUGGUGCAUAUGGCUUCGAAGGCGAUGCGUCCGUCUUUUUGAAUAGUGACUUUGGCAAAAGCAUCGUACUGAAUACAAUUGAACUGCCUGAAAAUACGAGCAUCGGAUCCGUUAGCAUGCCCUUUGUGUUUGUUGGCGACGACGCUUUUCCACUGACAAAUCGCAUCAUGAAACCUUUUACUCCACCAAGAGGUGCUGGUGCACUCAGCGAAUCAGAAAAGAUUUUCAAUUACAGAUUAAGUAGAGCGCGCCGUUGUGUUGAAAAUGCUUUUGGAAUUCUCGUUUCCAAAUUUAUUUGUCUUGCUCGCCCAUUACUCUGUUCUCCAGAGCGUGCACAAAAAAUUGUAGCAGCGUGCUGUAUUUUACAUAAUUAUUUUUUAAAAAAUCUGAGAGGAUCUUACUGCUCACCUCAUUUUACUGACUAUUACGACGCAAACGGACACCUGGUUGAAGGAAAUUGGCGAACAAAUGUAAAAGAUAUGACACAUUUAAACACAGCUCCACUAAGAAAAACAAGAACAAGUGAAAGCGCAAAGAACGUUCGAAACAUUUUCAAAGAGUUUGUCAACUCCCCAGAAGGCUCUCUUGAAUGGCAAAGAAGAGCAGUUUUUUUGGAAUGAAAAUCCGUUAAAAUUAGAAAAAGAAUACAAAUGUAUUGAAAAAACGACUAAGAAAUUCAAUAAAUUUAGUUGAAAUGUUUUCAUAAUAA
Molecule: messenger RNA, 1412 nt
Organism: Sitodiplosis mosellana (orange wheat blossom midge)
Lineage: Eukaryota; Metazoa; Arthropoda; Insecta; Diptera; Cecidomyiidae
Exons: 4
Coding region: 86-661 (191 amino acids)
Source: RefSeq, a predicted model, not a curated record